Knipowitschia caucasica is the source of this 4803-nucleotide messenger RNA. Lineage: Eukaryota; Metazoa; Chordata; Actinopteri; Gobiiformes; Gobiidae. The record is from the annotation of a GenBank genome assembly.
AUGGAGAACGCAGUCCUCACCAGGCUGGUCAGCAACAGUGGAGGGGGAGGAGGAAGAGGAGGAGGAGGAGGAGGAGGGACCAAAGUGGUCAAAACAACCAAAGUGAUCACACAGAGUGAGUUCUCUGGGGCUGGAUCUCCUCUGGUCUCCUCCAGCGGCGGCUCUGUCCUGCUCUCCUCGUCCAGCAGCAGUGGCUCAGCAGGAGGAGCAGGGGGCGCCAGUGCAGGGGGGGUGUCUAUCUCAUCUGGGGUGUCCUCUGGAGGCGGGGGCUCAUACUCUUCAGGAGGCGGAGCUUCAUAUUCUUCAACCUCAUAUUCCUCAGGGGGCGGAGCUUCACUUUCUUCUGUGGCCUUGUCUUCUGCUUCUGGGGGCGGAGCUUCAGCAGCAGGCACUCGGGGUCAAGGGGGGUCGUCUUAUACCUCCUCGGGGUUUGUGAGCAGCAGCAGCAGCAGCGGGGGCGGUGGUGGUGGUGCGGGGUGGGCGGACGGGGGCCUCGGUGUCACCGGGUCCUCAGGAAGCAAGAGUUACGGCUCUGGAGCAGAAAGCAAGAAGCUGUCGUACUCCUCGUCCACCGCACUGAGCAAGAGCGCUGCUGACGUGUUCGACGAAAUUUCCAGCACUGAUUCUUCCCCUGAGUACAACAGGAAAGACUACAACACGACCAGUACCUCUACAACCACAGCCAGCAGAGGGCGCUCUCAAAGCAGAGAAACUGAAAUCAGAACGAGGCUUCAGAGCUCUUCUCCACCUGCAACAUGGACAGAACUGGGCGAUGUGAAGCGCCUGCUGAGGGGAAACCGAUCCACCAGCACCAGCCCCACCCGCUCCCCCAACAGCACUCUGCCCAUCCCCAAGAAGGGCACCGUGGAGAGGACCCUGUCUGAUGGCUCUGCAGGAGAGCAGUAUGGUAGUGUGUGGACGGGCACAGCGGGUGGAAGCUACGGCUACAAUGCUAACGUGGCUAACAACAACAACAUGAUGUCUACGUCCACCAUGUACCAGUCCGGGGUUCAGAACAACAUGGCGAUUGGAGCGCCCUCUUCUGGACUGUCAUUGAACAGCACAGUGCCGCUUUAUGGACUCCAGAAUAAUCUGGCUGCUUCUGGUCCACUCCUGUCGCCCUCUGCCUCCACUGCACCCAUUGUGUAUGGUGUGCAGAAGAACGUGUACAGCAGCGCUCUGAGUCCCACCACAGUGAGCGCUGGCAGCCCCGUUAAAGAAGAGUCCAACGCCAGAGAUUUUAAGUUUAUCAGUGUGGAGAAGGACAACACUCCAGUGAAGAAGGAGACAGAGGGGCUGAUCAUGGCCAAAGACACUGGGAAGAGCUUCAUGUCUCUGCCUCCUUCCAGAUUCACCGAUGACUAUUCUGACGACUCUUUGAAGAGAGAGAAACAGAAGAUGACUGCGAGCGCAAUGGAAGACGGAACAGACACAAAAUCUGGAGGCUUCACCGCAUCCACUAAAGAUAAAGGGACUUUUGCAGAAAACCGCACAAACAAUUCCGGCUCUGGCUUCUGCUCAUGGUGCAGUUGGUGGAAGUGGCUGCUGGGGGCGCUGCUCCUCUCACUGCUGCUCCUCGGACUUCUCUUUGGUCUCAUUGCUUUGAGUGAAGCGGUGAAACGCCUGCAGAGCCGUGUGGACGCCCUGGAGGCCAUAACCGGAACUUCAACCUCCGCACACACCAGCCGCCUUUCCUCCGCCGGCGUCAACAUCAUCGACCCCCUCUUGGACACACGCUAUGUUAGCCGGAGCUCUGCAGAGGGCGCUCUGUCACGAUCCGACCCCAACAGCAUCAACGUAAACCUGGGGACGGGGGCGGGGACUCUGGCUGGAGCCGGAGCAGACUCUGGGGCCACAGCGGACAGUGCGGCUCUACAGCGCACGGUGGAGCAGCUGGUCAGGGCGGAGCUACGGUCAGACGUCACGAGAGAAUCUCUCCGCGGGGCAAAGGGCAGCACUGGUCCCAAAGGUGAGAGCGGAGCUAUGGGCAUGAAAGGAGAGAAUGGCUUCCCGGGUCUGCCAGGUCCCCCAGGACAGAUGGGUCAUCCCGGACAGGAGGGACCUCGAGGGGCCAAGGGCAGUGCAGUCCAGGUGAGGCUGGGGCUGAAGGACCUCAGGGACAGAGGGGCCGUGAGGGCCCCGCGGGACCCAGAGGAGAGCCUGGUCUUCCAGGGUUUGGAGAAAAAGGAGAAAAAGGAUCUGCGGGAGAAGCUGGACGCCCUGGACCUGCCGGAGCUUCAGGACCUGUGGGGCCCAAAGGUUCAAUGGGAGAACAAGGAGCUCCAGGAGGCACAGGAGCUCCGGGGCUCAAGGGUUUUGCUGGUGAAGCCGGCGCUCCAGGAGCCAAAGGUGAUCGGGGAACUCCUGGGGCCCAAGGAAUCAAAGGAGACCAAGGAGAAAGGGGCCCACGUGGACCAGCCGGUGAACCAGGACAGGCAGGGGCCCCCGGUCCAGCCGGUCCAAAGGGAUCCAAAGGACUUGGAGGUGAAGCAGGCUCCACAGGACUGCCUGGGGCAAGAGGACCUCCAGGGGUUCAAGGAGACAAUGGGCCCCCAGGAGUCCCAGGUGUUCAGGGGCCUCCAGGUGUUGCUGGAAUUCCUGGCCAACCUGGAGCUCAGGGAGAAGCUGGGGCUCCAGGGAAAAUCAUCUCUCCCGUUGGCUCUGAACAGGUGGCCAUCCCGGGUCCCCCCGGCGCCGCUGGACCCCCAGGUCCUGCCGGAGCCCCGGGUCUGUCGGGACCCAUCGGUCCAGCUGGGGCCCCUGGAGCUCCGGGUUCAAAAGGCGAGCAAGGAGAGAAGGGGGAGCCUGGGGCCAAGGGACAGAGAGGAGAAGGAGGAGAAAGAGGAGAAAGAGGAGAACGAGGAGAACGUGGAGAACAAGGAGACGCUGGAGCUGCCGGCAGCAGCAGGAGCUCACAGUCUGUGUUCUCCUCUGACUCCAACAAUGUUGGUUCUGCUGCUGCCCUUCCAGGACCCCCCGGUCCCCCUGGACCCCCAGGGCCACCUGGACCAGCCGGAGCCCAAGGUUUCCCUGGUGAAGGUCAACCUGGUCCUCCAGGACGUAAAGGUCCUCCAGGUGCUCCAGGUGUCGGCACUCCGGGCCCUAAAGGAGACAGAGGAGAGCCGGGCAGCUUUCUGCCAACGUCCGAGACCUUCUUUUCGGGACCACCAGGACCCCCUGGACCCCCGGGACCUGUUGGUGAUGCAGGAGACCCAGGUCAGCCAGGACUUCCUGGAAGCCAAGGAGACCCAGGAGAGCAAGGAGAGCCAGGCUACGGUUUCCCAGGUCAGCCUGGAGCACCGGGGCCUCCAGGACCUGAGGGCCCACCUGGACCAGCAGCUCCACCCGGCCCUCCAGGUCCCCCAGGAGCCCCUGUUACUUCAGAGUGAGGUCAUCAGGCAGUACCUGUCCGGUCCACCAGGACCCCCAGGGCCCCCCGGGGCACCAUCCCUCAGCUAUGGACAAGGUUCAGGUGUUCAGGGGCCUCCAGGUCUGCCUGGACCCCCAGGGCCCCCCGGAGAACCGGCCUUUAACUAUGGACAAGGUUCAGGUGUUCAGGGUCCCCCAGGUCCGCCUGGAGUUCCUGGAUCCCCAGGGGCCCCUGGUAUCCCAGGAUCACCAGGAGGCUCUCCUGCAGACUUGGAUGAUGUAACCAACCGAAUCCUCAGCUACAUUCAAAGCCAAAGAUUAGACAGUAGAUCCGGAGCCCCAGGGCCCCCAGGGCCCCCUGGACCCCCAGGAGCUGUCUCUGUCAACGACAUAAUUUCCCUGAUCCAAAGAGAGGAUGUGAGAAGAUUCGUUGGAGCUGCGCCGGGACCGCCAGGACCCCCGGGAGCUCCUGGAGGGGGAGGUUACUCUUUUAACACAGGAGAGAUGGCAGAGAGAGUUCUUGCUCUUAUGAAUGAGCGAGGGCUGGCGAGUGUACCAGGAGCCCCAGGACCCCCUGGAGCACCUGGUCUUCCAGGGUCUUUCAAUGCUGUGGUCGGCCCUCAGGGACCUCCUGGGAUCCCAGGGGCCCCUGGACCAAUGGGACCUCGAGGGCCUGCAGGACCUCCUGGUGUUCCAGGCCUGACAAGCCAAUUCAACGGUGACAUCCGUGACUACCUGCAGAGUGUUUCCUUCAGAGGUCCCCAAGGCCCCCCAGGGCCCCCAGGACCUGCUGGACCACCUGGGCCGAUAAAUGGUCUGGUAUCAUACGCAGAAAACACCAACAGACAGUUUCCUAACCCUCGACUGCAGGACUACACAAGGCUUGACAGUGCUGGGGUUCCCAUGUUCGGACAUCCUGGUCUGCCUGGACCGCCAGGACUUCCAGGACGCAACGGAGAGCCCGGUGACAGUGUAGACUACUCCAGCAUGGCCCUGAGAGUCACCGAUUACAUCAAGACUCAAGGACUCCUGCAGGAUGUGGGUACACGGACUGUGGUCCGAGGACCCCCAGGACCCCCAGGGCCCCCAGGUCCUUCUGGGUACACACAAGGGUACGCGUCCUACCCAAAUACCACUGAACUGGUGAACUACAUGAAAGCAUCUGGAGUUUUCAGAGAUGUGUUAAAUGAGCAGCAGUCUCGUGUCUACCGAGGCCCCCCAGGACCACGCGGCCCCCCUGGGCCCGCGGGCUACAGCCGCGUGUUUGGCUCGGACACAAAUGCAGUUGAUCUAGUGGAGCACAUCAAAAAGUACGGGGCCAUCGUGGGGAGACCAGGAGAUCCGGGACCCAAAGGUGAAAGAGGACCUCCAGGACCAAGAGGAGUGUUGUCGUACUCGUCCCAGAGAAAGAGGCGGAGUCUCAGAGGAGUUUAA